Molecule: messenger RNA, 2231 nt
Organism: Oenanthe melanoleuca
Lineage: Eukaryota; Metazoa; Chordata; Aves; Passeriformes; Muscicapidae
Exons: 3
Coding region: 1215-2231 (338 amino acids)
Source: RefSeq, a predicted model, not a curated record
GUGCCACCCCGGCUGUCCCCGUGUCCCCGCAGUGUCGCUGGACGCGGCGCGCGCCGCGCUGGGCGUGUCGCAGGACAGUCACCUGCUGCUGGCGCUGGCCGCGGUGGCCGUGUCCUGCCGGGUGGCCCUGCAGGCCCUGGCGACAUCGCGGCGACACCUGAGCGCCGCCGCGCGCGAGCACCGCGCCACGGCGCAGCGCCUGCGACAGCGCGCGCGCCGCGCGGCCACCGCCCGGGCCAGCAGCGGGGCCACCGCGGCCACCGGCGCGGCCAGCGCCGCUGUCCUGGCGCGGCUGGAGGAGGUGACGCAUCACCUGGGGACGCUGGUGGCCGCCGUCCGGCGCGACACGGCGGUGACGCCGUGGGGGACGUGGCAACAGGAAUUCCGCGAGACCCGGCGGGCGCUCGGCGACAUCGUGGUGGCCUUGGGGACACGGGAGGAGGGACACGAGGAGCUGGCGCGGCGGCUGGAGGGGGCGCUGGGGGCGCUGGGGGCGCGGGGACAGGGACAGGGACAGGGAGGGGACACGGGGGUGGCGCUGUGACGUGACCCCAGUGUGUCCCCAACAGGACCCCAAUGUCCCCAACUUGAUCCCAGUUUGUCCCCAGUGGGACCCCAGUGUGUCUCCAAUGUCCCCAACAGGAUCCCAAUGUCCCCAGUGUCCCCAACAUGAUCCCAGUUUGUCCCCAGUGGGACCCCAGUGUGUCUCCAAUGUCCCCAGCAGGACCCCAAUGUCCCCAGUGUGUCCCCAGUGUCCCCACUGCAGGUGGCGCUGGCGGGGCGGGGACAGGCACAGGGAGGGGACACGGGGGUGGCGCUGUCACCACCUUGGGGACACCGCCGUGGCCUCGCCUUGGGGACAGCGGGGCCACCCCGAGGUGCCCUGUGUCCCGCUUUGGGUCACCGCGGUGUCCCCAAGUGUCACCCGCCUGACACCCGUGUGUCCUCAACAGGACCCCAAAUGUCCCCAGCAAGACACCAAUGUGUCCCCAGUGACUCCAGUGUGUCCCCAACAGGACCCCAAAUUGACCCCAGUGUGUCCCCAACAGGACCCCAGUGUCCCCCCCAGUGUCCCCAUGUGACCCCAACAGGACAUCGGAGGGACAUCGAGGCCAUGUGGGGACACUCAGGGGACGUCGGGGGGACAGUUGGGGACAUCGGGGGCACAUUCGGGGACCCCGCGGUGGCUCCGCGGAGCGGGACGGUGACGUCACAUGGCCCCGCCCCCUUCCGGCACCGCCACGUUCCUGCGUGUCCCCCCCGAGUGUCCCGCGUGUCACCCCCCCUGGAGUAUCGCGUGUCCUCGAGUGUCCCCAGAGUGUCCCCGAGGUGUCGCCAUGGCCAUGGAGCUGCGAGAGCUGUCCCGGGCCCUGCUGGAGUCGCAGGUGGCCGUGGUGGCCGCCCUGGGCCGGCUGGUGGCCACGGUGGCCGGGCCGGAGGGGGACGUGCUGCUGGCCGUGUCCCCAGAGUCCCUGCACAAAGCCCUGGACGCCUUCAGGGACCACCUCUGGGACACCCUGGCCGCCUUCGGGGCCACCCCGGGCCCCAGCCGGGCUGACGUGGCCGGCGCGGCCGGCGAGUGGCACCGCUCGGUGGCCGCGGUGGCCGACAGGUGGACAGAACUGGCCACCGAGGCCGUCCGGCUGGGUGAAGCCUGCGGGGCCGCGGUCAUCAGCGAGAGAGAGGCGGCGGCCACCAGCUCCGGGCGGGCUGGAGACCUGGGGGACAUCGUGAGGGCGUGGGCGAGCAGCCUGCGCGAGCUGGUGGCCACCGCCCGCAGGGUGCCGGUGGUCACGGACAAGGAGGAGGAGAAGGCGGUACUGGAGAGGCACAAUACCAGGCUGGAGGAGGCCACCAAGGAGCUGAAGGGGGCUCUGAAGAGAGUGGAGGAAUCCACGGUGGCCAGAAGCAAGGCCAGGGCGGCCGCCAGGAGGGCCGAGCGGGCGGCGGCGGCGCUGGGGCCGCUGCAGGGCCUGGUGGUCGCGUGUGCCGAGGCCAUCGCCCUGCACCUGCGGCUGAGCCGCCGCGCCGGGGACACCGCGGCCGCCUUGGCCGAGGCCGAGCGGCUGCGGGAGGCCAGCGCCAGGCUGUUCACGCGUCACCUGCGGGGGACGCUUGGGGACAUCCUCAUGCUGCUCCCGAAUGGCCCUGGUGGCCCCGGUGGCCACGCGGUGGCCCAGCGGUGCCAAAAAGCCAUGGAGGACAUCCCCAGCCUGCUGCGGGGAGAGUGA